AUGGUUCCACGGUUAAUAAUGGUUCUUGAGAGUGCAGAUGCACAAGCAGCCUUUCGGCCGCCACAGGCCCCGCACAUGCCACGACCACCGAACACGCCAUCGACGCCGCAUGGCUCCACCUCUAGAGGUGUUACGGGCGGUCAUGACUCGAAUGCGAGUGAUUUUCAGGACUCUUCGUUGCCCUUCAUGAGCCGAAAAGGGAAAAAAUACAAGGAUCGGGUGAAAGGUACCAGGAUUAAAUCUGGGGACAUGACACGAAAUUAUGGGAAACCCGUCCCCCCAAGUCAUUGUACCUACUUCGAGGGGAUGCAUAACUACCGCCCUGAGCGCGUACCAGAGAAUUAUACUUAUAUUUUUUUCUUUUCACAAUACUGGUCCACAAAUAAGUGGAGAAAGAAUUCAAAAAUUGCUCAACAUAACUGCAAAGUCGCAGAUGCUAAUGGGUCGACAGCAAGGCAUACCGCGGGUAGUAUAGGAUUUGACGAGCACCGUAACAACUUAGACAAGAUGAUGGGUAAACCACCCACACAAUUUGAUGUUUUCAUGAAGACGCAUGGCACAACUGAGUUGAAAAAAAUAUAUUUUGCGGGAGAUCAUAAAAAUCUUGAAUAUUGCUCACAAAUUGCCAAAGAAGGAGAAGAGGCGUAUCUACAGGAGUUGGUCAAAAAAUACGGAGAAGACCCUUCAAACCAUAAAGAUGUUGCAGGUGUAUGGGAGGAAACCCAACUUAGGAGAAAAGGAAAGAAGAAGGGUGAUAUCUAUGGCAUAGGAGCAUCAGAUAUACAUUUUGUGGUUUCUAGGACACCAUCUUCUCAAUCCACCCUAUCCACCCAAUCAGAUAGUACACAACAAGAGGUAUGUUGUUAUGGUUUAAAAGUUAAGUAA
This is a messenger RNA of Lactuca saligna, 885 nucleotides long. The record is from the annotation of a GenBank genome assembly. Lineage: Eukaryota; Viridiplantae; Streptophyta; Magnoliopsida; Asterales; Asteraceae.